GCCGUAUCAGUCGGCUUGCAGACUUUCGCGUGUGCGGCGGUGCGAACUAGCUUAUAGCCACGAUUUGGAGCGGAUUGACUGAGAAUUUGUGGAUCCGAGAUCCGAUUCGAGAAUUGCAAACAAACAGAUCGAGAAAUUCGCUGAGAUUAGGGCGCGACUUGUUGACAGUUUGCAGUCAUGUGAAGUGGUUCAAUUAGUGCAACAACAAUAAGACAGAAAGAAACCGUGCUUGAUUUACAUAAUUAACAAGUGGUGGAGUGCGAACGGAGAUUUCGAAAACUCAGAGGUAGAUUCUCCGAAGAAUUAUAAGCAAAGAACGAAGAACAAGCCGAGCAAGAAUAUCGAAAUAUAUUCCGAUAACGGAACUGCUCGUGGCGAAGACUCAUUAAGUUUACAUGCAGCGGAUUGCAUAACCAGAAGAGAAGAUGAUGCUCCACUUACGUCACUGGCCACUCGUGCUGGCCAUCGCUUCCUGCUCAGCAGCAGCAGCAGCGGCAGCGACGACAACAACGACAUCAACAACAUCAUCGUUAUCCUCCAUUCCGGGCAAAUAUCAGGCCUUGGGUGCAGCCCAUCACCAGCCAAAGAAGCUGAAAAUCGGAGCUGCCUCCUCCUCCUCCGCCUCAUCUGCCACCUCCUCUGGGGAUGGCAAUGGCAACAAACCUGUAUUCCGGCAAAAUCCGAUCAAGAAUUGGUUCGGUGCCUUCAAUCGCAAUAAUUCGCCGGCAGCUCAAAACCAAACGUCGCCGACAUGUUCCUGCAGGUGCGGCGAACGCAACGACGAAUCACGAAUUGUGGGCGGAACGACAACGGGUGUAAGUGAAUACCCCUGGAUGGCCCGGCUAAGCUACUUCAAUAGGUUCUACUGCGGCGGCACCCUGAUCAAUGAUCGUUACGUGCUGACGGCGGCGCACUGCGUCAAGGGCUUCAUGUGGUUCAUGAUCAAGGUCACCUUCGGGGAGCACGAUCGCUGCAACGACAAGGAGCGCCCAGAGACGCGAUUUGUGCUGCGCGCCUUUAGCCAGAAGUUCAGUUUCUCCAACUUUGACAAUGAUAUUGCUUUGCUGCGUCUGAACGACCGCGUCCCCAUCACCAGUUUCAUCCGGCCAAUCUGCCUGCCAAGGGUAGAGCAACGCCAGGACCUUUUCGUGGGCACCAAGGCCAUUGCCACCGGCUGGGGCACGUUGAAGGAGGAUGGCAAACCCUCAUGCCUGCUGCAGGAGGUUGAGGUCCCCGUGCUGGACAACGACGAGUGCGUGGCCCAGACGAACUACACCCAGAAGAUGAUCACCAAGAACAUGAUGUGCUCGGGCUAUCCGGGAGUUGGUGGGCGGGACAGCUGCCAGGGUGACUCCGGUGGUCCACUGGUGCGUCUUCGGCCCGAUGACAAGCGCUUCGAGCAGAUCGGCAUCGUAUCCUGGGGCAAUGGCUGUGCCAGACCCAAUUAUCCGGGGGUGUAUACCCGGGUGACGAAAUACCUGGACUGGAUCGUGGAGAAUUCGCGGGAUGGGUGCUUCUGCGACGAGGACUACUGAACGCGGGUGAGCGCGCUGGAAGCGGUGGACAAUUCUUCGCCUUAGUUGUUA
Drosophila kikkawai is the source of this 1586-nucleotide messenger RNA. Its product is annotated as trypsin-7. NCBI's taxonomy places the organism in Eukaryota, Metazoa, Arthropoda, Insecta, Diptera, Drosophilidae. Gene Ontology annotation, molecular function: serine-type endopeptidase activity. The record is from RefSeq and is a predicted model, not a curated record. Gene Ontology annotation, biological process: proteolysis.